UUUUCGUGCCUAGUAGACCGUCCACUAAUCCUGGAUUUUAAGUUCGUCAUGGGUCGUGCAUAAGUGCAUUCCGCCAAAAUUAACUAUGUCAAAAAGCGCAAGUAAAACGUUGCGCGCAAAAUCGGCAUGACGGAUUCGCGGUUAUUCUUAUAUUGUAUGCGAUUCGGCAAGUUGUCGGUCCGCGCGAGUGGAGGGUCUCGAAUGGCGCUCAUGUAUAAUUACCGGGAGUGCAAUGUUAACAAGUAGUCCAGCUGACUCUGACAAAAUGGUAGGGCACUCGCGUCCCACGGGAGGUGAUACAUUUUUACAUACGUAAUUGAAACGCCUCCGGUGACGGGGUACGAUGAGUACUGAUAACCAUGAUCAAUCGAAGCCCUGCGUCAGUAAGCUACCCGCAAGAAUCGAGCUUAACGCCGACGAAAGCGCGUUCGAUGGCAGGCGAAUCAAGAAGGAACGAACUGACGUUUCCCUCGAGAACGGUGAUGGCAGCAUUAAUGCCGGCGUUAACGAUAAUAACAAGCAAGUGCAACCGAGCCAGCGACCGGCUGCCGGUAGAUUUUCGAACGGUUUCCACGACGGCGACCUACUUCAAGAUAUCAUCGCGGCCAAGUUCACGGCCCUGGCGAAUCAUGGCACAGCUGCCAAGCACGAUAAAAUUCGGCUCAUGAUCGAAGAUAGCAUCAGUGAAGAAUCAAAAACACGCAUUCAGGAUAUCUUUUCACAAAUUGAACAACUCAAAAUAGAAGAAAAAUUAUUAUUGUACCUGAAACUUCCAUUAUCAUUGACUAAUACUGGGGGAACUGUUGAUCCUUUGAGACAACCAUUAAAUCCAUUAGGAAAUCGCUAUGAAAUUCAUCAAACUAUCAUGUGGAUUAAGACACAUUUGGAAGAAGAUCCUGAUGUCUCUUUACCAAAACAAGAAGUGUAUGAUGAAUAUAAUAUGUACUGUAUGCGGAAUUCUAUGAAACCCUUAUCAACCGCUGAUUUUGGAAAAGUGAUGAAGCAAGUAUAUCCACGAGUUCGACCACGCAGACUAGGCACACGGGGCAAUUCACGUUACUGUUAUGCUGGAAUGCGCAAAAGAGUUAAAUUGGAUCCUCCAACAUUGCCUAACAUAACAGGAACUCAAACUAGCGACGAUGUAGAUGAGAAUAUUACCAAUGAAAUGUUGGGAGCUGCAUCUACAUUGAUCAGAGAAUGGGCAGAAAGACUGUUGGGCUUGAAAUUUCCAACUUUGAGUGCCUUAGCACGUCAUCUUGUUGAUAAUAAUCUUUGUGUUGAUACUGGAUCUCUGGCUGCUGUAUGCAUAUUGUGUACUUCAGAAGAUUCUAAUACAUCGACAAAUAAAGAAUCAACUACAGAUUUGCGUGUAACACCUCUAACUGGAAAAUCUGGGAAACUCAGAGAAGCACAGUUACAAUUGCAACGAAAAUUACAGCAGCGAGAACACAUAAGGGAUCAAAAGCAUCGUCAUCUUGAUACUGUCAUGCAGAAUCAGAACAAAGAGAAGACUGUUGAAAAUAAAACUGGGGCAAACAAGGGAAAUAAGAAAACUAAAUCCAAUCAAUCAUCUCAAGGUACAAAUGUAUCGAGUGGGCAGAACACAUUAACUAAGUUCAGUUUAUCUGCUGUAGUGACCAGUCGGCAGAAGAAAGUUCUUAAAGCUAGUAGUCAGCCAUGUAACAUCCCCCUGGAAUCCAACUGUGAUAAUAUAGUGGUACAAUCGAUUGAAGACGUACAGAAUAAUAGCAACCCUAGUGUAGUGAUGACCAACUGCGUAAAUACACAGAGAGAUGUCAAACCUAAAAAUUCCAGAAAGCGUGCCAAUCCAAUUGUGUUGAAUCAGCCAUCAGAUACCAGCCCUGAGAAACAAACAAAACUUACAGAACAGCAAAUGCAAGAGAAUGUAGAGCAUUCCAAUGUGUUGUUGCCUAAGCUUACAUCUAUACAACGUCCCGAGAAAAUCUCGGUGAUACUAGCUGGUAAUUUGAAGCCUACCAAGUGCAAAGUAAACGAGGCUGUUAGUAACCAGCCUCCUAAAAACUGUGAUAUCGAAACAUCAACAUGUUCGAAAAGUUGCGUUAAAGUAAAUGGUUGCCCUAACAGUUUUGAUCCUAGUUUGAACACAACAGAAGAAUCUACAAUCUUAACAAAAGAUCAGAUUCGUUUAUUGCAAGAAAAUUCAAAUCUCAUAGGUAAAACUGAAAAGCUUUGUUCGAUCGAUUCAGACGCUUUAGAUGAUUAUUUAAAUGGAGGUAACAAUUCCCAAGAGCAGGAAGAGGAAUUAUUACAGUAUUUUCAACAAAGUAGCUCGUCGAGUUCGGAUAUGGAAGCCAACGCUAUUGCUAUUGAUGAACAAAUAUCAAGAUCUGAUAAAGUAUCGCAACUAAGACUAAUAUUGCAACAGAAUUUAAAAGCAGGAACUAUGCAUGCACCCGUUGAUAUACUACCCGCUGCUAUUAUCAGGCAGAACAUUGAAAAACGUGAAGUUACUCAAAAACAUAACUUGAUAUUACCAACGUUGUUAAAUCAUUCAAAUCAAAGUAAUACCAGGCGUAGGGUCAGUUUUGAAACAAAUGUUGUAGAACAUGUGCAAGAUACGAACGUUAUCGCUAACACGGUACCGCAAAGUCCAAAUACGCGUCGUAGAAUAUUUAAUUUUACACCAAUAUCGCCAGGUCCGCACUCGCCCAUUAAUGGUCGCGCUUCCAAAUCUAAUUCUGCGAAUGCUAGUCCAUUUGUUUCACCGCGAAAUACGCCUGUACCACGCUCGAGAAGUAAUUUACAAGCAAGUAGUUCUAGAGCACGUGCUCAUAAAUCAUUAUCACGUUCAAUAUCCUGCAGUAUGCCUUACACUAGUAAAAACGAUACUUUCGUCGUUCCAACAAGUGGUCCAGAAUUAAUUAGACAAGCAUCUACACCACAGUUACCAUUGAUUUCUACCAAAUCAUCAGAAGUGCAGGUUGGCAGCAAUACAACGCAAAUUUCUGUUACUUCCAAAAGAGAGGGACAGGGGCCACAGUGUGCCGCAUUUUUAACAUCUGAUUUAGCACCGCAGAAACAGUUGCUUAUUAACUAUCCGAGUCAGGAAAAUUUGCAAGAAAUAAAAAAUGUUUAUCAAAAGAAUCAACCUGAUCAGGAAAUCAGCGAAUUGUUUCAUGGCAAUAAACAAUUUACCAACGAACUCUACAGAUCACAAUCAGUCCCAUUGCAUAGAAUGGUAAAUCCUGCCUUAAUGUCGCCUAUUUCAACGCAACAUUGCCUAUCAACAUUUCAAAGUCCGAGUUUUAAUCCGUCUACAAGCAGUUCUAUAGCGCCUACGCCAGUACCUAGCGAGUUUAACGAUUUUGGAUCGAUUGGUCAAUCGGAAGGAACAUCAACGUAUUUACUCGACGAUGUUGAUCCAAAUUUUAUGUCGGACGAUCAGCAUUUCUUAAUGACCGAUAAAGAAAUUACACCUGAAAAUAUAACAAAUAUAUUAAAUAUUUUGGACGAAGAAGGAACACAGAGCUUACAAAUUUUACCAGAGCAACCUGCAGAAGAAGGCUUAAUAGAGAGCAAUGCUAUUGUAUUGGAUGCUUUACCAAAUUCGAACUUGAACUUAUCGGAGGAAGAUAUGUUGGACCCAUCGAAUGUACUUGAUAUUCCAGUAGGCGGAGCCCUGCAGAAAAUAAUACAAUCACGCUCUUAUCCUAAUACACCACUACCUGUGCCAGUAUCUACCUAUACACCAUCGUAUGCUGAAGAUAGCAAUGGAUCAAGAUCGUAUCCUUCAACGCCACUACAUACAGUUCAAUCGCAAGAAACCUAUCAGGAGACUAAUGAACCAAUGCUUUCAAGCCCUACUUUAAAUUCUUUAAACUUACAUAAUGAAACUGGAAAUGAAUCUGCUUCUGGCAGCUUGUGUAGGAAUGUUGUGGAUUUGCUCGAGGCGAAUUUCCUCGGAGAAACUGAUACAGAAACAAAUGAUUUGGACCCACUCGGUAAUUUUGAUGGAUUGCAAGAUGUUGAUUCAUUAACACCUUUGUUUAAUGAAGUGACAGAGCCUAAUCGUUGAAAGCAUACACAGAAGUAAUUCGUGGAUCUUAAAAUUUUGUAUAGUGAUCUACCAAAGGAUGGAAAAAGUAAUUCAAGUUGUAUGUUUAUAUGACUUCUUUCAACAAUGAUAAUACUUUGCAUAAGUAUUUUAUUUGAAUAUGCAAAGCAUUAAUAGUGGCAGUAUAAAACAAUGAUAAACAAGUUAGUUACUUGUGCUAAUAUCAAUCAAUUAAUGUCACAGUGAUCAAAUAAUGGUAUAUCAAUUUGAGC
This is a messenger RNA of Colletes gigas, 4308 nucleotides long. RefSeq lists its product as uncharacterized. The transcript has 6 exons. NCBI's taxonomy places the organism in Eukaryota, Metazoa, Arthropoda, Insecta, Hymenoptera, Colletidae. Gene Ontology annotation, molecular function: DNA-binding transcription factor activity, RNA polymerase II-specific; RNA polymerase II cis-regulatory region sequence-specific DNA binding. Gene Ontology annotation, biological process: regulation of transcription by RNA polymerase II. The record is from RefSeq and is a predicted model, not a curated record. Bases 344 to 4057 code for a protein of 1237 amino acids.